GUGCUCAAUUUCCGCACCACCUUCGUCAGCAAGUCGGGCCAGGUGGUGUUCGACCCGCACUCCAUCUUCCUGCACUACCUCACCAGCUGGUUCCUGCUGGACCUGCUCGCUGCCCUGCCCUUCGACCUGCUCUACGCCUUCAAGGUCAACGUGUAUUUCGGGGCUCACCUGCUGAAGACGGUGCGGCUGCUGCGGCUGCUGCGGCUGCUGCCGAACCUGGACCGGUACUCGCAGUACAGCGCCGUGGUGCUGACGCUGCUCAUGAUCGUCUUUGCCCUGCUGGCCCACUGGGUCGCCUGUGUCUGGUUCUUCAUCGGCCAGCUGGAGAUCGAGAGCAGCCACUCGGAGCUGCCAGAGAUCGGUUGGCUCCAGGAGCUGGCGCGACGUCUCGAGAGCCCCUACUACCUGGCGAGGAAGAGCUGCAGAUCCCCGGCCAACGGGACGGACCCGGGGGGGCCCCCUGGGGCCAACUGCAGCCUCAACGGGAGCAGCUGGGAGCUGCUGGGGGGCCCAUCUCUGCGCAGCUCCUACCUCACCUCCCUCUACUUCGCCCUCAGCAGCCUGACCAGCGUCGGUUUUGGCAACGUCUCGGCCAACACCGACACCGAGAAAAUCUUCUCCAUCUGCACCAUGCUCAUCGGGGCGCUGAUGCACGCCGUGGUGUUCGGGAACGUGACGGCCAUUAUCCAGCGCAUGUACGCCCGGCGCUUCCUCUACCACAGCCGCACCCGUGACCUGCGGGACUUCAUCCGCAUCCACCGCAUCCCCAAGGCGCUCAGGCAGCGCAUGCUGGAGUUCUUCCAGACCAGCUGGGCCCUGCACAACGGCAUCGACACCCACGAGCUGGCUGCAGAGCCUGCCAGACGAGCUGCGGCCGACAUCGCCAUGCACUGAAAAGACAAGGAGCUGCUUAGCUGCGCCGUGUUCGAGGCAGCGGCCCGGGGCUGCCUUCGCGCCCUCUCGCUCAGCAUCAAGCCAGCGGUCUGCACCCCGGCGAGUUCCUCAUCCGCGGGGCGCACGCCCCUGCAAGCCCUCUACCUUCGGGUCGGGCUCUCAUGGAGUGCUGAGGGACAACACCGUCUGUCUGAAGCCAUCCUAGGGAAGGGGGACCUGCUGGGCUGCGACCUCUCGGGCCAGGAGCGCGUGAUCAAGGCCAACGCGGACGUCAAGGGUCUGACCUACUGUGACCUGCAGUGCCUGAGUCUGCGGGGGCUGGGCGAGAGCCUGGUGUUGUACCCCGAGUUCGCCCGCAAGUUCCGCCAGGAGAUCUGCGCUGAGCUCAGCUACAACCUGGGCAGCGCCGGGGCCCAGGCCGACACCAGCUUGCUGAACGGUGACAAUACCCUGCUGGAGGACAAGGCGGCCGAGGCCGUGCAGGACUCCCCGGUGCCCCCACCCCGCUUGCCAGCCGGCCCAGCUCUGGAGCCCUCGUCCAGCCCCCAGCCGCUCCAUGGCUGCCCCCCCUCGGCUGUGGGAGCCAAGCUGCUGUCGCCCAGGAGGGGUGUCCUGCCCCGGACACGGCGCCUGCCACCUGCUGCUGGCCCCCAGGCCCUGCAGCUCCACAGCCUGCCCUGCAUGGGGCCCCCCGACCUCAGCCCCAGGGUGGUGGACGGCAUCGAGGAAGACGCCUGCGGCUCGGAUAAGUCCAUGUUCAGCUUCCAGGUUGGCCCCUCAGGCCCCGACUGCAGCAGCCCCUCCACUGGGCCAGAGAGCAGGCUGCUCGCUAUCCCCCUGGGCCCCGCAGAGCUGACAGGCACUGAUGCCAUCGAGAAGCUGCGGCAGGCGGUAGCCAAGCUGUCAAGGCAGGUCCUGCAGAUGCGCGAGGGGCUGGAGUCGGUGCACCAGGCCCUGCAGCUCUUCCUGCUGUCCCAGUCGCCGGCCCCGCUCACCUGCCCCGAGGGCACCUUCCCCAGUGCCACCCUGCUGCAGCCGCUGCGCGUGGAGACGGGCAUCUCGGCCUUCUUCCUGCACAGCUCCGCACCCAGCCCGUGUCUCAACGCAGCCUGCCCCCACGCCCGGCCUGUGCCCCCAUGGGCCUGGGCCCCCCCUGCCUCCCACAGCUCCCCCUGGCCUGGCGCCCCAUGGACCUCGGCAGGGAAGAUGGACGCGGAGCUCGCAGCUAACACGGCCCCUGCCCCGGCGGAGCUCAGCAGCACGUGGUCAGCAGCUGGCCCCACAGCAGCACCGGGUGGACACCACGGGGCCAUGCACCCCCCACAGGCUCCGCCAGCCACUGAGACGGACCCCCAGGGACCUCCAGCUCCGGCCGCUUUGCCUCUGCCCUGGGACCCGCCUGGCCUGGAGAUGGUGCUGCUGGGCUGCCACAGUGCCAUGGGCACCCCCUGCUGGCCCCGGGAGGAGGGCACAGGCAUGUGAAGGCUGCACCCCCCCCACACACUGGGAUUUUUCUACCCCCCUGGAGAGCCAAGGGGCCUGGCCUGGCUGCAAAACCCCUAUACGGAGCCCCCGCUGGCUGCAGGGCUCAGGCCUCAUUCCCAAGCCAGCAGUGCCACGGGGGGGAGAGACCAGAGCUGCCUCCCGGAGCUCGUGGGCCCCCAAGGGCACAGGGGGAGCGCCCCGCCUGGCCUGUGGAGCUGGGGGGAGGCAGUGGGGGGCAGCAGGGCUUCCAGUCCAUAGGACUUCCCCUCCCGCUCCCUUUUUACAGUAAAAUAGCUGCCUUUGGA
Molecule: messenger RNA, 2684 nt
Organism: Chelonoidis abingdonii (Abingdon island giant tortoise)
Lineage: Eukaryota; Metazoa; Chordata; Testudines; Testudinidae
Source: RefSeq, a predicted model, not a curated record